Molecule: messenger RNA, 1488 nt
Organism: Australozyma saopauloensis
Lineage: Eukaryota; Fungi; Ascomycota; Pichiomycetes; Serinales; Metschnikowiaceae
Gene: MAS2
Product: mitochondrial-processing protease subunit alpha
Exons: 1
Coding region: 1-1488 (495 amino acids)
Cellular component (GO): mitochondrion
Molecular function (GO): metal ion binding
Source: RefSeq, a predicted model, not a curated record
AUGAGACCUUUUUCUGCGCUCAGAACGGCCCGUAGACGCCUAGCGCUGCAAGUCUCUGACGGAAACAGAACACAGAUCACAAAACUCGCCAACGGGCUCCGUGUGGUCACAGACUCCACGCCUGGACAUUUUACUGCCUUGGGCGCAUACAUAGAUGCUGGAAGCAGGUAUGAAACCAGCAAAACGAGUGGUAUAUCGCACAUGAUUGAUAGAAUGGCGUGGAAACUGACUCCAACCAGAUCGGGCCAGCAGAUGAUGGAGGAUUUGGCCCGGUUGGGAGGUAAUUAUAUGGCGGGAGCACAGAGAGAGCUGGUUUUGUACCAGCUGUCCGUCUUCAAUAAGGAUAUAGAUAAAAUGUUUGGAUGUAUAGCGGAAACGAUUCGAGAACCGCUCUUUAGCGAUGUGGAGGUGGUUGAAGCACAACAGACUGCGCUUUACGAGCUCGAGGAACUUGCAUUCAAGCAUGAAUUGUUUUUGCCCGAGGUGCUCCAUGCCGCUGCGUAUGGACCGAAGACUUUGGGUAUGCCCUUAUAUGGCAGCGAACAAAGUGUGGUGAGUGCUACCCCCGAGGAGGUGCGCAGCUUCCACAGCCAAUUCUAUCAACCCCAGAAUACUGUGUUGGCAUUUGUGGGUGUGGAACACGACAAGGCUGUUCAAAUGGCACAGGCACAACUUGGCGAUUGGGCAAAUAGCGGCAACCCGACGAGCGCUGGCCGCGAGAAGGCGCAAUACGUAGGUGGAGAAAUAUGCCUUCCAUACCAGGAGCCACGAUUCAGUAAUCUUCCGAAGUUGGUACAUAUGCAGAUUGCUUUUGAGACCGAGGGACUUCUUAGUGAGGAUUUGUAUGCUUUGGCUACAUUACAAAAGCUUUUGGGUGGUGGGUCGUCGUUUUCUGCGGGAGGACCAGGCAAGGGAAUGUUUUCACGUCUAUUCCGAGUGCUCAACCAGUAUCCGUUUGUGGAAAAUUGUAUGGCAUUUAACCAUGCACAUCUGGACUCGGGAUUAUUUGGAAUUACGAUUUCUUGUUACGUUGAGCAUGCCGAGUACAUGGCACAGGUUGUGGCACACGAAUUGCUGAGAAUAAUGGAGACGGAUGUGAAUAAGGGAGGAAUAGUUGGAACCGAGUUCAAGCGUGCAAAAAAUCAGCUUGUGGCAUCACUUCUUAUGAACGUGGAGUCUAAAUUAGCCGCACUAGAGGAUAUUGGUAGACAAGUGCAAUGCCAAGGAAAAGUUACCACAGUGGAUGAUAUGGUGGCCAAAAUUGAGCAAUUGAGUAUCGAGGAUGUGAGAAAAGUGGCACAGAAGGUGUUCGGCGGUCAAGGCAAUGGCGCACAACUGGCUAAAGCAUCUGUUGUGAUGCAGGGAGAAAGAGGACUGUUUGGAGAUGUUGAGUAUGUGAUGCGGUAUUUUGGAUUGGGCAAGUACGAUACGCCAAUGCCCGAUGGGCCUAGAGACUACACGAAGAAGGGGUUAUCUAGAUUUUUUUAA